GCGGUCAAAACAGUACCAUGUGCACCGAUAAACACUUCCGUGUUCAUUCGAAAGAAGACAGACUUGUGAAAGUGUAUGUUUCGAGUCUGAUAGUUUUACUUAUGAAAACAGGUUUUGUGAGAUAAUAGUACAAUUAAGUCGUAUUUAAAAUGUCGAGAAGUGCAGGAACUCUUCAAACAACGCACCAGGCGACUUAUAUUCCGCCCCGAAUGAUGCCAGGGUACAAAGGCCAUUGUCCUACCACGAAGUUUGACUACGGCGAAACCUAUGGUAAUGCCACUGCCAAGUACUUUCAAGACUACCGCUCUGAAACACUGAACCAGAGCAAAAGUAAUUACGCCAGAGGUGGUCAGUUCCCAACAGUCUACACUCACAACCCUGACCUGGUCAUCCAUGCGAGGGAUCGGACAAGGGAACAGUGGCGGACGGCGCCUAAAUAUGAACUGACCAAUGUCAACUAUGACCGCAAAGAAGAGAUUGACAAAUUUGACAAGCUUGCCCAAGAUCACCGCCAGUACUAUAAAGAUCGGACAGGCACAGUCCAACGAGUUAAUGAGUUUUUAAUCCCAAAGAGUGCAGAGGACAUGUACAGGCAAGAUUUGAAAUCAGCCGAGGAGGAGGUGGACGUGGAAGCAGAAGCCAAGCUGAAAAAAAUGUUGAACCAGCCCGUCAUGAGAACACCCAAGACCACCUCAACAAACAGCCGGACCUCCACUGUCCGGGACAGGGCCAUGAGAGACGUCGUCUUCGAGUCCAGAUAAUUGUUUCCUCUUGGAUUCAUCAAAUCAAACGUACAUUUCAGAGAAACGUUUCCUCAUAUAAUCUUAACCAGCAUAACAGUUCCAAUAACACAGUCUUAUGAACAGCAAACAAUAAACUUGAAGUAAAAAGUCAGUGGAAAUUUAAUUGCAAUUUUUGGUUGAGUGUACUUGAGUAAACAUAAUUCGGCUAUAAAGUAAUCGUAGUUAUAGUUGUACAAUUAUUCGGGAAUCAGCUCUUCUUAUGGGUUAAAAAUACAAAAUGGACGGUAUCUGCCAAUACGGAGGUGACACAGCUUAAUAGUUAUAAAUGAAAAGAAAAUAAUUCAAAUAAAUGUUGCCCCAAAAAUUAUGUACAUAAUACAGUUUGCAAUAUAAUUUUGAUUCAGAGAAUCAUCAAUAAAUUUGUGUAUCUGAUUCAUUGAUAAACAUAGCAUAAUGGAACUUCUUGAGCGAUUAUUUUUUUUUAUUUCCUGAUCCCGAGCAAAGUAUUCUGUACACAAGUGGUUUUACUUUAUUAUAUAAUUGUGAUGUUAAAUGAAAUUAAACACAGUAGAGGAGAAUGACCCCUUGCAAACCGGCA
Messenger RNA from Acanthaster planci (crown-of-thorns starfish), 1341 nucleotides. RefSeq names its product ciliary microtubule inner protein 2C-like. The record is from RefSeq and is a predicted model, not a curated record. Lineage: Eukaryota; Metazoa; Echinodermata; Asteroidea; Valvatida; Acanthasteridae.